CCAGAAAAAACAGCAGCUACUCAGCGAAAAGACCUCCUCUGCAUCCUGUUUGUAAGCUAACUUGAAACACAGGAUCUCACCUACUGCUGCUCGCCCUGAAACCCAAAGGUUCCCAGAGCAUCUCUCUGAAAUGGCUAUGGUGUGUCUGUCAGACUUUGAAGCUUAUGCUAAAAAGUAUUUACCUAAGACUGCUUGGGAUUAUUUUGCAGCUGGAGCAGAUGAUGAGAGCAGUCGAGAUGACAACAUCCUGGCAUAUAAAAGAAUUCGUUUCCGGCCACGCGUGCUGCGGGAUGUAUCUGUGAUGGACAUUAGGACUAAGCUCCUGGGGACUGAAAUCAGCUUUCCUGUAGGAAUUGCCCCUACAGGCUUCCACCAGCUUGCAUGGCCUGAUGGAGAGAAAAGCACAGCCAGAGCAGCCAAAGCCAUGAACAUUUGUUACAUUGCGAGCACAUACUCCACCAGCAGCCUGGAAGAGAUCUCUGCGGCUGCCCCCGGAGGCUUCCGAUGGUUCCAGCUCUAUAUCCACCGCAACAGGGCAGUUGCCAAGCAGCUGGUCCAACAGGCAGAGGCCUUGGGUUUCCAAGGCCUAGUCCUCACAGUUGACCUGCCCUACACUGGCAAAAGACGGGCUGAUGUCCGCAAUGGCUUCCGGCUUCCUCCACACAUGAGACUGAAGAACUUGGAGGGAGCCUUUGAGGGAGAUGAGUGUUCCGAGUAUGGAGUCCCACCCAAUAGCUUGGAUCCUUCAGUCACCUGGAACGAUAUCUACUGGCUGCAGAGCCUUACUCAUCUGCCUAUCGUCGUCAAAGGCAUCUUGACCAAAGAAGAUGCAGAGCUGGCAGUAAGACAUGGAGUACAGGGUAUUAUUGUGUCCAACCAUGGUGGAAGGCAACUGGAUGGAGGACCUGCCACUAUUGAUGCUCUGGUUGAAGUUGUGGAGGCCGUACAAGGCAGAGUUGAGGUUUAUGUAGAUGGUGGAGUAAGAAAAGGCGGUGAUGUAUUAAAGGCACUGGCACUGGGAGCAAAAUGUGUCUUUAUUGGAAGACCAGCUUUGUGGGGUCUUGCUUACAAGGGUGAAGAAGGACUUCAAGACGUUUUGAGGAUUUUGCGUGAUGAGUUUCGUUUGUCAAUGGCCUUAACUGGCUGUUCCAGUGUCUCAGGAAUUGGCCGAAACCUAGUUCAGUUCUCAAAAUUGUAAACAGCCUCUGACAAUGCCCUCCGAACAGAAGCAGCUCACACCAGCAAUUGAGGUCCCAAAACAGACUGAAGAGAGACAAAGGAGGUGCAAAUGUAGAACCUAUAACACGCAGCUGAUAAGGCCUUCAAGAAGCUCGUGAGAAGAUUAGGGAAGGCUUUGUGUUAGCAAGGAUCAUUCUUUGCUUUCAUUAAGGCCAAUAAGUUCUUUAACAUUGCAGAUAAUUGUUACUUGCUUAAAAACAUUUACUUAAAACUAUCUGUUCCCUGGCAUUAGCCUGUAUUGGGUCUUACUCCCAAACUCUAUUAUGUCUGACAGCCAGACAUGGUAGAAAACUAUGAUGUCCCUUGCUUCUUCUGCCUGAUCUUUCUACCUAGUCUGACUGCAAGUCCAGCCACAGGCCUUUCCUCCUGCUGGAAAUAAGUACUGUGACUGCUAUCUCCAAUAGCCUGGGCUCUCCUAGACGUAUUCAUAGCAGAUAGAGAGAUAUCUAACAGAUACUCCAGGUGUCAUCUUGCCCACUGCUUCUAAAGGAAGACACAAAAUAAAUAGUAACCCAAGCAAUACCCUGCACUCCCCACAGCUUUCCUGAACUUCCUUCACUACAUCAAUAAUUUGGAUCGCAUUCUCAUCAGGGCAACAGCCAGGCCCUAUCUAUCUUCAGAGCACAGCACAAGCUUGUGGCGGUGCAUGAAUAACUCACAUGAAGCCCUGGACUGUUUUCCCAUGGAUGAGAGCAGCCAGUAGUACAGGCUAACAGCAUUGGCACAAGCUACCUGUAACAGCAGACCAGCAUGUUACAUUUGUCCUUGGAGGAUGGUGCAGAGGCAGCGCGGGGCUGCUGCCAAUGUAAACCCUUGCUCUCUGAGGUAAAAGAAAUGCAUGCUCAUCAGUUCCCUUUCCAAGUUUCUGCCUGAGACACUUGGACAGUUCCCUUUCCAGGUUUCUACCUGAGACUACCUGGUCUUGCCUGCCCCUGAGGAAGCACAGCCUGCGCUCUGCCAUCCACCUGGCCUCAGCUGGGAAUGAUGGAUCCAUAAUUGGUAACAGAGCUUUCUGUUGCUUUCUUUCCCUUAGUCCUCUUUCACCUGGAUCCUUCCUUCUCUGUAGCACCCCUUACACCACAACCUUAGACUACUCCAUCUAGUCUCUUUCUAUUCCUCUUUCUUCCUCAUUCCCUUUCCUUUCAUUGUCUCUCUUCUCUCUGUUCCCUGCCAACCCCUUUCCCCAUUAUUUUUCUUUGAUCCUCAUCUAGGCUAUUGUUCCUCCCAAUGGCAUGGACCUUUGUAAAUACGUGAAAAGCAGGUGUAGCAUCCUGCAGCCAAGGCAAAAGUUGGUCCAUGUGGUGUCAGCGGGAGGUGACCUUGCUUAGGAUUUGUCUAUAUCACAGGCUGCAGUAUGGCACAGGGAUGCCCUGGAAUUGCCUGGGGACUAGAAGCACAGGGCUCCUGUUGCCAAGCAUAACAGCAGUUUCUGGCAAGCUGUGCUUUGGGCUGAUACUGCUUCAGUAGUACCUGGGCUAUGUGCUCCUAGGAUGUGUUUGUAAUCUCCUUCAGGUGUUUUCACUGUGUGGUAGUGGAGGUGGUAUUGCAUGCUUCUUUUUUGGAUACAGCAGUAGAACUUUAAAAAGAACUUAUCAGAACAAAGGCUACAAUCUAAUUUUUCAGCUCACUCUUUUUGUGCUGUUUGUGAUUAGCCUUAGCCCCUGGAGUACUGAGAAGGUGCUUUUCUCCUUUUUUGCCUAUCCAAAUGCUGCUGGCUAUGAUGAUACUUCCACUGAAGAUGUAUUUUCUCUAAGCUACUUUAGCAAGGAGGUGUUUAACAACACUUUGUUGAUUUUUAAGCUUUAUAUAAGGCUGUCCAAUGAAGGCCUAAAUAAAACACAUUUAGAUAAAGUGCCUAA
Molecule: messenger RNA, 3098 nt
Organism: Struthio camelus australis
Lineage: Eukaryota; Metazoa; Chordata; Aves; Struthioniformes; Struthionidae
Gene: HAO2
Product: hydroxyacid oxidase 2
Biological process (GO): fatty acid alpha-oxidation
Cellular component (GO): peroxisome
Molecular function (GO): oxidoreductase activity; FMN binding
Source: RefSeq, a predicted model, not a curated record